AUGUGUGCAGAAUCUUUCGAGAACUGGUUUCGAGCAGUUCUCCCUCGACUUGAAGAAAACGCGGUUAUUGUAAUUGACAAUGCGCCGUACCAUUCACGCAAGAAGGAAAGAAUUCCAGCUACAAAUUGGAAUAUCCCGAAAAUAAAAGAAUGGCUACAAUCUAAACACAUUACGUAUGAAGAUGGCAUGCUAAAGAAAGAAUUUCUGUGCACUGUUGAGCAACAUAAGUCAGCAUACAUGUCAUACGUGAAAGAUAAAAUGGCAAAAAGUGCAAACAAAACAGUUCUUCGCAUUCCUCCAUACCACUGCGAACUAAAUGCCAUUGAGUUGGUUUGGGCUCAAAUUAAGGGUUAUGUUGCUGCUCGAAAUAAGACAUUCACGAUUAGGGAAGUUAAAGAACUUCUGGAAGAAGCCGUGACAAAAGUGUCUCCAAAUGAUUGGGAUAAAUGUGUACGUCACGUGAUUCAGAAAGUUGAAAACGAAAUGUGGAAAUUGGAUAACAUUAGAGAGGAGUGUGAAGAACGUCUGGCUAUAGAUCUCAACGAAGACAGUGUCAGUUCAUCAGAAUAA
Cryptotermes secundus is the source of this 570-nucleotide messenger RNA. RefSeq lists its product as uncharacterized. The record is from RefSeq and is a predicted model, not a curated record. The transcript has a single exon. Lineage: Eukaryota; Metazoa; Arthropoda; Insecta; Blattodea; Kalotermitidae. The coding region runs from base 1 to 570 and encodes 189 amino acids. Gene Ontology annotation, molecular function: nucleic acid binding.